AUGCAAUAUCUUCAACCUGUUCUUUGUACAGAGUAGCCAGCUGAAGAAUCAAUAUUGCUUUAAUUCAAUUAGUCAUCUUAAGCAAAAGCAGCAUUACAAAGUCCAAUUUUACAAAACGAAAAUUACUUCAUAAAUUCAGCAAACAAGGACCUAAUCAAACUUCAUGAUACGUAACCAUAUAUAUAAUACGAUAUUAGUAUGGCUUCAAAGGAAAAGGCUGGAUCAUCUUUGAUCUAAUACUUUCAUAUAAGACAUUUUAUUCAUUCGAUAAUGAAGAAAAGAAAGUACUUGACAAAGUUUUCAAGAAUUCAUUUUAACUUAAUAAAUGAUAAUGCUUCUUAUUUCAAUCUCAAAAUAUUAAGAUAAAAUGCUUUGUCGUUGAAACCAAUUUCUUAGACAAUAUAACAAACUAUGAGAUAGACCACUAGAAGUCUAAAGAAAAAUCAAGAAUGGUGGAACAAGCUCUCAUAAUAAUUCGAAAAAUGCUUAAACUUGCUUCCUUUAGUAUAUCCAGAUGAUAAACUAAAAGUUAGAUGGGAUUGUAUUUUAGUAUUACCUCGGUUUUAUUUUAUGUGUAUUGUACCAGUUGAUUUGGCUUGGACUUAAGAAUAAGUAUUGUUUGGUUAUGCUUUCAUACCAACAUUGAUAUCUUUAGGAUUAAUUAUUAUAGAUUUCUUUUUUGGUUUUGCCUGUAGUUAUUAUGAAGAUGGACAAAUAAUGGUUGACAGAAAAAAAGUGUUUUUGCAUAAUCUAACAAAAUCAUAUGGAAUUGAAUUAGCAUCAACUGUGGUUUUGAUUAUCUUUUUAAUCUUCCAAGUUGGCUAUGGUUAAUAGGUUGAUAUUUCAAAAGACAUCUAUUAUUUACUCUUAUUAUUUUCUUUAGUGUAAUACAGAAACAUUAUGAAAAUACGAGAACAAUUGGAGGAUGCUUUAAAUCUUUCAGAAUAUGGCAGUUCCAUUGUAGAACUCGUAAAAUUGUUAUGUUUGGUUUGUUACGUUAUUCAUAUAUUUGGUUGUUUAUGGUUUUGGGUAUUUAUUAUUUAUUAUACUAAUAGGUUGGAUAUUAUGGUUCAACAUAUUUAGAAGAGGGAUGGCUGGUUGGAUAAGAAGUAGUAACAGCUAACUUUGGUACCUAAUAUUUGAGAGCCAUUUACUUUUCUACCGUUACAAUGUUCACAGUUGGGUAUGGAGAUAUAACACCAAAAACGGAACCUGAAUAUAUUCUGGCAAUUAUCUUUAUGAUGGUUAGUAGUAUUCAAUUAUCUUACAGUGUGAGCACUGUAGGAGCUGUUCUUGAGAAAAUCACUUCUUUUAAAGAAAUUAAAUAAAAAAAACUUAGUAUUAUAAAUAAUUUUAUGGAAAAAAAACAAAUAAAUUCUAAAUUGUAAUUUUAAGUAAGAUAAUAUUUAAACUAUUAUUGGAAUAUGUAACAAGAUGAAGAGACUUAGGCUGAAUAAACUAUCAUUGAUUAAUUAAGUUAAACUUUGAAAGAAAAAUUAACAUAUGAGGCUAAUUCUAGAAUUCUAAAUUAAUGUCUAUUCAUUAAAGAGAAUUUUUCAGAUAAAUUUUAAAAGAAAUUAGUGGAAAAGAUUAGUUCUCAAUAUUUACAACCAGAAAGCACUAUAGAAUUUUAGAAGUUUUUCAAAAGAAUUAAAAAAAUGGAAAAAAGUGAAUUUUAAUGUUUAUGUUUUAUUGAAAUGGGAAAGGUUGAAUCAUUCAUUGAAGAUCCUAAUACUUAAAAUGUUAUUGCUUCAAAUAUUACAAGUUAUGAACAAGGAAAAUGUUUUAAUGAAAUUGCAUUUCUUACUGGAUAAGAUUUUAAGGAAAAAUUCAAAACUGUAGAAUUUACUAAAUUACUUAUUUUAUCUAGAAAAGACUUUUUAGCAAUAAUGAAAGAUUUCCCUUAAGAUUAUGAAAAAUAUAAAGAACUUGUAGAUGAUUUCAAUAUAAACAAAGAAAUGUCAAUGUUAAAAAUCUAAUGUUAAUCUUGUCAUUCUUACAAACAUUUAACUGUUGAUUGUCCUAUUGUACAUUUUGUUCCUGAAAAAGAAGUUAUUAUUAAAAGAUGUGCUUUUUCAUAAUUUUAAUAAAGAAAACAUAUAAAAAGAUCAAAAACAAGAACAAAACCAACUAUUAAGACUCAAAGAUUAGUAGCAAUGCAAGCUAAUAAAAUGUAUAAUUAAGUUACAAAUGAUCCUACCUAUUGCAAUAUCUAUGAAGUUCAAGAUGAAUAAAUAUUUACAGCAGUUGAAGAACCUCAAGUGAUAAAUCAAAAUCAAUAGCAUGCUUAAAUUCAAAUUAUCGGUUCUUAAGCUAAUAGUUUUAUAUAAAAUUCUAUUUCUGUUCUACCUUAAUAACCAGAAUCACCUAAACAAAAAAAAGUUUAAAAGAAUCAAAAUCAUCUAAGUGUAAGAGCAGUUAGACAUAAAAUUAUACCUUAAAAACAAUUUCGUUUGGGAUUUAAUGUUAUAACGGCUGCAAAGUUUUGGUCUAAAGUAACAAAGAUUAGAAAAAAUAGUUCAUUAUCUAUAGAGAAUUAAAAUAAGGAGUUGCAAUUAAGAAAAGCAUUGAUAAAUGAAUAAAUUGAAUUAGUUCCAAAAUCAAUUUUGGAUGAUAUGUUCUUUGCAGAAUAAAUGUUUUAAAAGCUUCUGACAUAACAAUAAGUGGAAGAUUAAUUUGAUUAAAUAAGAGAAUGUAAAAAGUAUAAACCUUAAGAUAAUUUAAAUUAACAACUUUGUAAAUAGGAUUUGAUUUAUGAAAAGUGUUCACCUAAUGAAUUGAUAUUCUUCUAAAAGAUAAGAGAAAAAUUAUCUAAGUUUAUGUGUUUCCCGCAUUAAUAUAUAUUGAGAUAUAAAUAUCCUUUAUCUAUAUCUUCAAAAAUUGGAUUAGUGGUUGAUGUUAAAAAACUUAAAAGGUAAGGGAAAAGCAAAUCCAAGAUUGGAAAGUCGAUGAAUGAAAAGAGAUGA
This is a messenger RNA of Paramecium pentaurelia, 2966 nucleotides long. The record is from the annotation of a GenBank genome assembly. NCBI's taxonomy places the organism in Eukaryota, Ciliophora, Oligohymenophorea, Peniculida, Parameciidae.